CGUGACAAUACAAACAAAUUCGAGCGAAGCGGAAGCUUGGCCAUUUUGAUUUUUGAAACUUUCUCUUUUAAAUCUGUUGCUUUAAAACUUUGGCGAUGUGCGAUUAUAUUCGAGUCGCUGAGGACGAACACGUUCCCGAGGAUGUUAUAGAACUGCCCAGCGAUGAAGAUGGAACAAUUUUACUGUCUACAAUACAAGCACAAUUUCCAGGUAGCACGGGUUUAAGAUUCAGGAACGAAGAGACUCAAACAUGGCGAGGUGUCAGGCUUGCAGAUGGUGUAUUAUAUCCGCCUGUGAGCGGCUGGGGAAAUGUUCUUUAUAUUGUUGUUUCGAAUAAACCUGGUAAGUGCUGUUUAUUUAAUGAAUAUAGUAUUUCUUCAGCAAGUUAUGUAGUUUAAUUAAUAUGUUACAGAUAUAAACGUUUUAAAAAAAAGUUCCAUUUCAUAUAAAUAUACCAACAUCUGGGCCAUUCCAUUUAAUAUCCACACACCCCUGUUGACUAGUUUUUCCGAAGGGGUCUGAAAUUCUGAAUUUCUGAGGGGGUGCCAAGUUGAAAUUUCCGAGGGGGGUUGUGAAAGGAAAAUUUCUAAAGGGGUCAACAUUUUUUUGUAAUUUUCGAAGGGGUUAAAAUUUUUUUAAAAAUUUCCGAGGGGGGAAGGAGGAAGGUAUACCUGUUGACAAAACUUUCUGAGGGGAUGGUCAAUAAAUUCCCGAACAUUUCUGAGGGGGUCUAUCAUAGUGGAACCACGUCAACAGUUAUUUCCGAGGGGCUUGAGAAAAAUUGUAAAUUUCUGAGGGGGUUCUACAAAAAAUAGCGAAUUUUCGAGGGUGUCUUCCGGAAAACCGUUUCUGAAGGGGUCUAAAAUCAGGAACCUCGUCAACAGGGGGUGUGGAUAUUAAAUGGAAUGGCCCUCUGCCAAUUGCCCUGAUAUUGCUUUUAUAAAAAUACCGUCUUAAGGAAGCAGAGUUGCACGUAUGUGAUUGUCAUUCUCCUUGAUGAGUAAAAUCGUCAGGUGUUAGACAGAGAGUAGGAAUAGAUGGUCUUGAACUGUCUGUGCCAGUGUUAGGCCAAAAAAAAAAAUAUGUGGGUUUCCGGUUUCUUCUUAUAAAAACUUAGGUAGGGUAGGUCGGUUUUAACUUCUUUUUUUUAAACUAUUUUUUUAAUUUUCCGAACAAGCGGACGCCAUUUUGUUUAGUCAGUGCUUCCACAUCCAAAAAUAAAUUUCCCUAAUAUUGCCUCAAAUUUAAAUUUUCCACAAACUUUUUCCUCUAAGUGGAAGCACUUACAACCAUGAUCCAAUAAAAAAGUUUAGGGUCGGGAUUUCGACGUCCAAAAGCUAGGUAGGGUCGGGAAACCGGAAACCCACAUUUUUUUUUUUUGGCCUUAUAGGUAGUGCCAAUAGUAUUAACAAACUUUUGUUGGUAGGGAUGCAACUACCUGAAAAAUAUAAGGAGAAUUUCAACGUUUCGAGCAAAGGUCCUCCAGACGAAGGGCCGUCGCUCGAAAUGUUGAAAUUCUCCUUAUAUUUUUCAGGUAGUUGCAUCCCUAACAACAAAAGCUUGUUACAGGCAAACUACGCCAAGCGUUCCUCUUUUGAGUUUCUAAAUUGAUUGUCAAUUUUCCUCAUUACCUUUGCAAUUUAAAAAAAACUUUCUUGCAAAUCCCUUGAGGGAAUUUGCUAAAAGCCUAUUAAAUUUUCUCAGCCCCUGUUAGAAGUUUUUAACCCAUUAAGCUGCAAAGCUUACCCAUUGACGAGUAAAAUUGUCUGGCGUUAGACAAGUAAAAAAAAUAAGUAGGGUGCAUUGCGUGGCUCAAUGGGUUAACUUCCUGUUACACGUUCCUAACUUCUUGUUGUGUUCUGCGCGUUGCAAUUGGCUAACAAAAAUAAUCCACCAAUGACAACGCUCAGAACAGAACAGGAAGUUAGGAAAUUAAAACAUGAAGUUAGGAAAAUUUAAAAUUAGGUUUGUUUGCAUUGGAAUAUUGCAACAGCCGAUAGGAACAUUGCAUAUUCCCUCAAGGUAUUUGCAAAGCUAAUGAGGAAAAUUCCAAAUUAGUUAGGAAGUCAAAAGAGGAACGCUUCACAUAGCUUACAGUUCCUGUAAUAGGAGUAGAUAGGUCACAUUAGGGUGCAAUGCAGCUUAAUUUUUUAUAACUUGACACAUAGACACUAAGAUAGUUUGAUUAUAAACCAAUUGAGUGUUAGCACUCUUCCCUUGACAAGUAAAAUUGUCUGCCAUUAGAAAGAGUAAAAUAAUAAAGUAAGGUGCAUAAUUUAUGGUGUAAGCUUAACUAGACACGUAGUCGGAUAGUCUGGUUAAUCCAUUGAGUACCAGCACUCUCCCCUUGGUGAGUAAAAUUGCCUGGUGUUAGACAGAAUAAAAGUUGGUUGCACAUUUGGGCACAUGCAGCUUAAUUGGUUAAGCUUUUAAUGUUUUAUCUGUAAAUGUUCCCCAUGAUGGUAAAUAUGUGUCAGUAAAUCCUUUGUGUUAAACCUUUAGUGGACAGUUCAUCAAAAAGAAAGUAUGAGGAAUCACCAACUGGGCGAGAACCACAUACAAAAAUAAUGAAGAACUAUCAGAUGGAAACAGACGAGGAAUUACUAAGUGAUAUGAUCAUAUUAGGUCUCUCUUGGAAAGCUAAGGAUGAAGAUGUCCAUGAUUAUUUUUCACGUUUUGGAGAGUUAGACUACUAUGAAGUAAGCAAUAGUUCAUUUGCAUGGCAACCUUUUUGAUUAUUUACGAUUAACAUGUGGAUACGAUUAAAAUCACUUUACAUCAUUCAUUAAGUAUUACUUUCACCUAAUUCUAUACUUAGCCUAGACUAAGACUAUCUAUUUUUACAACACUUGUGAUACUACUUUCUUAACUGUGCUUAUCCCAACCCACCCUGUCAACUUUCCCUGUGGAUGGAAAUUGGAACACCUGGAGAAAACCUACGACUUUAGGCGGAGCGUUGACCGACUCUUUUCACAUGAGUCCACAGCGAGAAUUGAACACACAAACUCAGGUGAACGGCGCUUGCUCUGAUGACCAAGCCACUGAGCCCCCCUUUAUGUAACAAAAUAGCAGUAGCACGUACAGUUAGAAUCUGGUAAUCAGAAUGUUUCAUUGUCUUUGCAGUGUUUUACAAAAAUAGAAUUGUUACCCAAAGCAUUCAGUCACUCAUCCCUUUGACUUUAUAUACUAACACUUCUGCAAAAGUCUAUUGUGAGUAAAAAGCAUGCAAUCACUAUAAUUAAAUAAUAUUCAUUUAUGUAGGUUAAACGUAACAUACAAACUGGCCAGUCCCGAGGAUUUGCUUUCAUUCGUUUCAAAGACUCUGAAGUAGCAAAAACAGUGUUAUCUCGUAGUCAUACUAUUCUGGAUCGAAGAGUUGACAUCCGAUUGUCAAAGGGAAAGGUUAGUAUACAAAUAAUGAAUGUUUAUGAGUGCAAUGGUAAAAAUAUUUUCAUGAGGUGAAAGAUGGAAUUUUUCACUCCAUGAGUCGACAACAAAUGUUUCAGUGAAGAGUUAAUAUGAUAAUGGCAGUCAUUUAUUGUAAAAAAUUAUCGUAAAAAUAUGGUAUUUUUAAUUCCAAAUAGUAAUUGUAUAAUAGUAAUUUAAUAGGAAUUUAGUGAAUGAUUGAAUUUAAUUAAACCCUAGCAAAAUGGGAAUUUUAAUUUCAUAUUACAUGGUCAUAUUCAGCCAAUUAAAUGACCAUGAUAAAGGCUCAUCAGAAUUGUUGUCUAUGUUAAUUAACAUUAAAAUGUUACUUUCUUUUGCCAGGAUGAUUCACCAAGAAAGAUAUUCAUUGGUAGACUACCGAGCAAUUGCACGUCGUCAGAUGUCCGAAAUUAUUUUGAAAAAUAUGGUACAUUAUCAGAUGUGUAUUUACCCCAACCUUAUCGGCAAUUUGGUUUUGUUACAUUUGCAUCGUGCGAAGCAGCCCGCAAUGUACUUUCUCGUGUGCAUAUGAUAAAUGGGGCUCGCAUUAACUGUACACCAGCAGAGCCCAAAUCGCAAAGUAAGAGCCGCACGAGUCGUCCACAUGAAAGCCCAGCAACCCCACGUGAAAUGCGAGGAUUUUGGGCUGGAAACAUGGUACCAUAUGGUAGCUUUCCUGAUCGAAGUGGAUCGAGUUCUUUAGCCAAUCAGAUGAACGCGAUGUGGAAUAUGGCGGCACUGGCCCAAGGGAUGGCAGCUGGUAUGGCUGGGGGUAUGGGAGGUAGUAUGGGAUCUCCUAUGAACAUGAGUGGUAUGAGUAGUCCAGGUGGUGGGAUACCUUCAUCACAUAUGGUUAGCAGCAUGAAUGGUGGGAAUGGGAUGGGAAUUAGCCAUACAGGAUCCAGUGGGAUGGAUGGAGGAAGUAGUGAAAGGUGGUAGUGGAAGUAUAGUGAAAGGCGUAUGCAAUGUGAACAUGUGAUGCAGCAAAAAGUUGAGCCUAUUAGAGGGAACAAAAAGACGAGAGGGAACAAAGGUGGACAGUAUUUUUUAAUGUGGUCUUCAAUGUUGUAUGUUGUACAGUAAAGUAAAGAAAGUAGAUAACAGUUGAAAGAGAUUGUUUUUGAGUUUUCAUUUUUGGCUCCAUCUCUCAGUAAAAUAUUAAUCUUAAAAAGAAUGUAUAGUAAAUGAAUGUAUAGUAAGUGAAUGUAAAGUUAGAUGUGUUAUAGAUAGCAGGGCCCCAUUAUAUCGACAGUGUUAAUUAGUUUUUGUUUGAAAACCGAAUGGUUUUAGUAAUUACAAAAAAGUUGCAUAAUGCAUUAAUGACGUUUGACUGAAAUGAAGCAGGCUGAAAAGAUAGGGUGUUGUGAGUACGUGGUGUGUGUAAGCUGAAACAUGGAUGAAAAACAGUGCAUUGUACCUAGUUUUCUUGGAAAGGGAAGCUUUUAUGAAUGUAGGCAAGUGAAUGUAGAAGAUUCGUGGGAAGAACGAGUAAAACGUGCACGGUAUCUAUUGAAGAAUGUUUUUGAAAGGAAUCGUGAGGCAUUUUGACAGGCAAUUUCGUGAGUUUGUGUAAAGUGAAAUUUCGUUCAUGAAAAGAAGGGGAACGGUGAACGCUAUGUAUUGACGAAGUAAGGUAUUAUAUGCAUGAGUGGUCGUUUCGAAUGUAUGUUCAAGAAGAGAGGGUUAUUUCCAAAACAGGUGAUUUUUUUUAAGAAUGUUAAAGUUGAAAAAAAAAUUUAAAAAUGUUAAAGUUGAAAAGAUAUAGUUUAGAUUGAAAAAGCGAGUUGAAAUAAAUGUGGUAAUGGAGGUAAGGUAAUUACUAAUUCCCUCUAAUACUCUAUGCAAUUCAGCAAUUGAAGAAUUUGUUCAUUGACACUUUACAAAUGUACGUAUUAAAUGGUAUUUUCUUUCUUAGGAAUGAGACAGAGUUGUUAUUAAGUGGUAAACGUUUUUUUGAAUAACCACCAAUAUCAGGUAAAUAUAUUUGCAUAUGCCGGAGGGCAUCGGGAAGUUGAGCGCUCAGAAUUGUAGUAUCAAGACCACUGAACAUAUUGGCUGAGCCAUGGUUGCAGAAGUUAGGGAGCCAUAGAACUCCAUAUAUUCAAAAUGUGCGCCUCAAAAUUAGUUGAAAUAAGAAUUCUGGAGUUACAGACCAAGGCAUGGAGUUAGUGGCUGUACCUUUGCUCCAUUUGAAGAUUGACUACCUCCACAAAACAAAAUCUACGCGCAUGGGUUGAGCUAACCGUAUAUUGGCAGAGUUUCUCAGAAAUCAAACACCAUAGAUGUUUGUCUCACAGCCUGUCGAGGUCAAGUUCGUAGGAGAAACCAUACGAGAGUGUUGUGGAGCAAACGGCCUCAUGAGAUUGUUACCUCAGGCAAGUGCGGCAGACUUAAGCAGCCAUUCUUAUGCGCUCUUAUGUUAUAUUAACUGGGUCAUAAUACAUUAAAACAACAAAUAACAACAGCUGUGUGUUGGUGUUAUCGUUCAUAUUUUUGUACAUAAAAUUAGAUGGCAUGAGCCAUACAUAAUGCAUUAUAACUAAAUCUCUCGUACAUCGAUUUCAACCGAUGUUGCUAAAUAAAUACAGCUACAAAUCCAUUAUUUUGGGCAUAUAAAAAUAAAUCAAAUUUUGGCUUCGGCCGGUCUCUCGUAAGAGGCCAUCAUUGUCUUGAUUUUUCCAACAGCGUCUCCAGGAUUUAAACCCUAAACGAAGAAAUGUAUCCGUUAUCUAUCCUUGUGAGUUCAAUGCGUAAAUACUUGAAAUGAUAUACCUUGGGGCACGUCAUGGUGCAGUUCAUGAUAGUAUGACAGGGGUACACACUAUGAUGAUUAUCAAGCAUCGCCAAUCUUUCAUUUUGAUAGUGAUCCUAAGGAAGAC
Paramuricea clavata is the source of this 6305-nucleotide messenger RNA. NCBI's taxonomy places the organism in Eukaryota, Metazoa, Cnidaria, Anthozoa, Malacalcyonacea, Plexauridae. The record is from the annotation of a GenBank genome assembly.